Messenger RNA from Coccomyxa subellipsoidea C-169, 1983 nucleotides. RefSeq lists its product as hypothetical. Lineage: Eukaryota; Viridiplantae; Chlorophyta; Trebouxiophyceae; Coccomyxaceae. The transcript is spliced from 11 exons. The record is from RefSeq and is a predicted model, not a curated record. Bases 1 to 1983 code for a protein of 660 amino acids.
AUGGGUGGGGAGAGGGUCAGCAGGAGGGCCUGCAGCAGCAGCAUGGCAUCUGCACGCCCUCCUGAGACCAAUUGCCCCCUGCUCACCAAGCAGUGCAAGAGCAUGGAGGAGAUGGCCUCCCCUGACAUUCCAGAGAUUAGGGCAUACAAGCUUGGCAAGAAGCGGUGGUCGUACAACCAGUGCGAGCUCAAGAUAUUGCAGGACGGGGGAGACCAGAGGCUGGAAGUUGUCGAGGCUGUCCAGUAUGGCAAUGCGUCGCUGGCAGAGUCCGAGCGCGAGUCUGGAGUGACGUACCAAGUGCGCCUCACCAACGGCUACCGGGUGCGGGUGCACGUGUUUGUGGUGUACGACGAGGCGGUGGAGGUGUCUCAGCCCGGCAGCCAGGCCAGCGCUGACAAGGCGCAGAAGCUGUACCGGUGGCCGUCCGUGUCGCGCGCCCAGUGCAAGAAGGGCUGCCAGGGGCCGGUGCUGCGGUCGAUCCAGCGCUUUGGGCGGCUGGGCAAGCGGUCGGGCAACGUGCCGCCCGAGGCGCGCCACUCCAAGGACAAGAUCAAGGAGGCCAAGUACAUGUACCUCUCCAUCGACGAGGCGGGCACCCACGUCAACGUCCGCCGCUUCAGGCUGGUGAUGGGGGCGUAUGACCAGGUGGGGCACCAGCUGCUGGGCUCCACGUGCAGCGCUCCAAUCCGCGUGCUGGCCAACAACGACGUGCCCAGCGGCGCAGCCUUCAUCUCCAUGCACCUCCCCAUCCGCGCCGACUGGGAGGGCUGGCUGCCCCACAACAUGAAGGGCGCGAUGCGGGCGCUGCACCUGCCAUCGCCGCGGCUGCCGCCUUCUCCGGCGCUGACGCACUCGCCGAUGAGCCCCGGCGGCGGAGCUGACCAGCACGCGACGCGUUCCCUCUCCUCCAACGACACCUGCUACCACCUCCACGACGUGGCGGGCCCAAGCAGCUUCAUGGGCGGCUACGGCGGCGGCGGCGGCCACCUGCAGGGGAUGAUGGGGCUGGGCUCUCUGCUGGCCGAGGCAGGCGCGCCGGCGGCUGCGUCCGUGGUGCAGACUGGUGCGGCCGGGAUGCACCACGGCGGCGGCAGCACAGUGCUGUGGCGCGAUACGGCAACCUCGGAGCUGCCGCCGCACAAGCGCUCGCGGCUGCUGCACCACUCCUGCGCCGACGACGUCCUCGCCGCCUUCUCCGAGAUCAACGAUGUCGAGGGUGCGGCGGCGCUGCAGGCGCACUUGGACCAGCUGGCAAACCUGCUGCCGCCAGUUAGCCACCCCCUGGCGCUGCCAGCGCAGCUGCAGGACCUGCACCGCGCGGCGUCCCCUCUCCCGCUGCACCCGGGCAGCUUCCUGCAGCCCCACCACCUCGGCAGCCACAGCCACCACAGCCAUCACCAGUCCCCUCAGCUGGACCCCCCUCCCUGCGGGGGUUCCAUGCACUCCCCCCACCUGUCCGCCUCGCAGCCGCUGCCGCACGCGUCCCCCAGCCAGUCUGACGGCUUCUCCAGCCGCCACCACUACUACCCCAUGCAUGACGGGGUGGUGAAGGUGGAGGCAGGGCUGGAGCAGGGGUGCAUGAUGGGCGUGGCAGGGGGCCUCGAUGAGGAAGACGAGGAAGAGGUGCAGAAGGUGGAGCACUGGACCAACUCCCUCAUCAACCAGGGCAGCUUUGAUGCUUCAGCCCACGUCAAGGACAUCCACAACUGGCAGCGCUGGCUGCUGCCGCAAGCGACUGGCAGCGAUGAGGCGGAGGAGGCGCCGUUGGCAGAGCCCAUCUCGCUGGGCAUGCUGGGGGCCGAGCAGGAGGGAGGCAACGCGCCCGCAGACAAGUCAGUGGCCGAGAGCCUAAUGCAGACCUUUGUGCACGCGUACUGCGGCGAGGCUGCUUCAGGGCUGGCCUUCGAGGCAACUGCGGGUCUGAGUCCUGUGGAUUUUCUCAACGACCACGGCCAGCUGCAGCACCAAGAAUCCCCAGAGUAG